AUGGUGGGCAUUAAUUGCGUGUUUGCAUUUCUCCUGAAUAUUCCAGAUACGCCAAACCCAAGAAGCCGCAUGGCAGUAGUAGGGAAUAGGCCCCAGGAUAACUAUAUGCUUUUUCACAUGACACAAGGACAGGAAUUUCCCGUCCUUACGACGAAAGAAAUUUUUAUGAUGCCAUACAGAAAGUCGAGAAAGAAUACAUUGCUAACAUCCUACUGUUCAUUUACUCUUGGUUUAUCUAGGAUCUUCCAAUCCUUUGAAGAGCAGCUUAGUAGGGUGAAAAAGAUUGAGGACUUAGAUUUUAAAAGAAGCGGUGAUGGAUAUGAAUUGUGUAAAAAAACAAUAUGGGAAUGGUGGGAGACGAAGAAACUAACCGAGAAAAACAAAAUCAACCCAAUCGGAAUGGAUAUACUCGUAACACAAAGAAUAUGCUCACCAUCACAGAUUACAAGAUUAGGCCGUGAAGACAAGCUACGGCUCAUUGGAGAUUACAAUUGCUUUGCACCAUACCUGACUAGACAUGUGCCUGUUAUCAAUGCGGAUUUGCGUUUAAAAUUGAAGGAUAUUGUCUGGGGAUCUCAAGCAUUUAUCGGGAAAGGCAAAGGGCCAGCGCACGCACUUGUAUGGUAUCAAGGAAAUCUUCAUGUUUUCCAGUGGAGAGAAAGAAAUGCCAGUCGGUGGUAUCUUGUCACUAAGAUCGGCACAGAGAAUAAAAACGGAAAAGCAAUAUUUGAACUUGUCAUGGACAAUUCCAAGAAAUUAAUAAUCGUGCAAAACAAACUGGAAAAACAUGAGAUGGGCAGUCCUCCGGAGAGCUAUAAAUCCAAUAUUCAACUAGCUUGGAAGCAUAUACUUCAGAUACAUAGUGCAAUAGAUACUUCAGAUAAUCGAUUUGAUACUUUAAGAAUGGAAAGGGUAGAUGGGAAGGUAGCAUGCUUCGAAAAAGACUUAACGAGUUGA
Molecule: messenger RNA, 957 nt
Organism: Blumeria graminis f. sp. triticale
Lineage: Eukaryota; Fungi; Ascomycota; Leotiomycetes; Helotiales; Erysiphaceae
Source: the annotation of a GenBank genome assembly